This is a messenger RNA of Naegleria gruberi, 1353 nucleotides long. RefSeq lists its product as uncharacterized. Gene Ontology annotation, molecular function: tRNA threonylcarbamoyladenosine dehydratase activity; ubiquitin-like modifier activating enzyme activity. Bases 1 to 1353 code for a protein of 450 amino acids. The record is from RefSeq and is a predicted model, not a curated record. Gene Ontology annotation, biological process: cyclic threonylcarbamoyladenosine biosynthetic process. The transcript has a single exon. NCBI's taxonomy places the organism in Eukaryota, Heterolobosea, Eutetramitea, Acrasida, Naegleriidae.
AUGAUGAUUAAUGGUUUAAGAGCUCUUGGUUACAGAUCCAAGAAUGUUGCAUUCAAUAAUUUUACCAAAAAAUCUGCACAAUUGACUACCAUGUUGACAUCCAAUAGUGUGAGAGGUGUGCACUCAACUUCAACAGCAAAUAUUAGUUCAAAUUCUGCUGUUUCUCAUCAAAAGAGUGGUGAGAAAGAAAUUGGUUCCCUUUCUAAUAUUUUUAAACAGAUCAAGAUUAGUUCUGAUUCGAAUAAGGAAAUUAACUUUCAUCAAACCGAGAAUCAACAUGUAAUUUUUAAACUCCCAGAGCAAGCCAAUGAAUUGUCACUUUUAUUGAAAUCUAAUCCAUCAAUCCAAAUACUUGACACCAUGGAUUUGCAAAUCAAGGAUUUGAUCAAGUUGGAAAAUCCUUCUCUUCAUCCAAUGUCAAAAGAAUUGUACGAUACUAAGAUUACUGAAAAGUUGAAUGGAAAGUCAAUGCAAGAAUAUGGAAAUUGGGUUUAUUAUCCAUGGAGAAAUUCACUUGUCCAUGUUUUGGAUAAAGAUGAUUUCGUUCGUGUGAGAACUAUUAGAAAUGUUUCCAAGAUUCUACCAGAGGAACAACAAGCACUUGAGAAAAAGACAGUUCUUGUGAUUGGUCUCAGUGUUGGACAGGCUGCUGCUAUGGUUUUGGCCAUGGAAAGAAGUUGUGGUCAUUUAGUCUUGGCAGAUUUCGAUCAUUUGGACCUUUCGAAUAUGAAUCGUCUAAGAGCUAGCGUCAUGGAUUUGGGUAUUAUGAAGGGAACUCUCAUUAAGAGAGCUAUUGCUGAAUUGGAUCCAUACCUCAAAGUUACAUUCCUUGAACAAGGUUUAAACAAGGAUAAUAUUGCCACAGUUUUGGGAAGUUCUCCUGAAACAAAAUUAAUUGAUCUUGUCAUUGAAGAAUGUGACAGCUUUGACACCAAAGUAUUGGUUAGAAAACAUUGUAGAAAAGUACAAAUUCCAGUUGUCAUGGAAACAAGUGACAGAGGUCUUUUGGAUAUUGAAAGAUUUGAUUUGGAUAAGGAUUAUCCAAUUCUUCAUGGACUCAUUCAGAAAGAAUUGUUGGAAGUUGACCAAUUUUCACCAGAACAGAAACGUGCCUUGGUUGUGCAAUUCAUUUCAAUUCCUCUGGCUUCAAAGAGGGGUGUAGAAUCAUUCUUCCAAGUUGGUAAGACACUCACUUCUUGGCCACAACUUGCUUCUGAGGUGCAAUUUGGUAGUUCAGUUGCUGGAAUGGUUACAAGAAUGAUCCUGUUGGGUGAAAAAGUUCCAUCUCAAAGACAAUACUUGGAUGUUAAGCAACAAAUUGAGAAUUACGUAAAAACUGAACCAAAAUUGUAA